Rotaria sordida is the source of this 666-nucleotide messenger RNA. NCBI's taxonomy places the organism in Eukaryota, Metazoa, Rotifera, Eurotatoria, Philodinida, Philodinidae. The record is from the annotation of a GenBank genome assembly.
AUGAAAUCUUGUGCUUCAUCUAUUGCUACACCUGGUGAAUUACAAGCUUAUCGUAAAGCAUAUUCUAAAUUUGGAGAAGCUUGUAUACUUGAAAUAAUUGCUGAAAAAGGUGAUGAUGCUUUUUAUACAGGUGAAUUAGCUGAUCUUAUUGUUAAAGACAUUCACGAUAAAGUCAUUGGACAUAAUGGUAAUGCUCUUGCAAUGAUAUCAACUAUUAAUCUAUAUUUUGGUUCAAUGGUAUUUGGUACUGAAACAGAUAUUAUUUAUAAUAAUCAAAUAAAUGAUUUUUCUACACUGAAUACAACAAAUUUUUUUGGUGUUCCUGCUUGUCUAGCUAAUUAUAUUACACCUGGUAAACGACCAAGUUCAUCAAUAGUACCUUUAAUUAUGUUUGAUCAAAAUAAUCCACACGUAUUAGAAGUUUUAAAUGCUAAUGGUGGAACGAAAAUAACGACAACUACUGCUCAAGUAGUUAUGCUUAAUUUAUGGUUUAGAAAAGAUAUUAGACAAGCAAUUAAUACUCCAAGAUUACAUUCACAAUUAUUACCAGAAGAAGUUUUAGCUGAAUGUGGUUUUAAUCAAACAAUUCUAGAACAACUGAAAAAACUUGAUCAUAAUAUUCAAUGUGGUGUGUAUAGAAGAUCAAUUGUACAAAGUAUCGAAUAG